AUGCAUGACAGUGGUGAAUUGAAGGAUGUUUUUGAGGAGCACAAUAUUCCCCUCAAACCACAGGGUAGAAAAAAUGAAGAAGUAGGUCAGCCCGAGUCUGCAACUGAGAAGGGUGGUGCAGUUGCUGAACCAAUUGGGCUUACUGAUGCUCAGAAAGCUCGUUUGGAAAGCCUUAUUAAUUCCAGCCCAGUGAUGGUAUUCAUCAAAGGUACACCAGAGGAACCAAGGUGUGGGUUCAGUGGGAAGUUGGUCCACAUACUUAAGCAAGAGAAUAUUCCUUUCUCAAGUUUUGACAUCCUUUCAGCUGAUGAGGUUAGACAGGGGCUGAAAGUGCUCUCAAAUUGGCCCAGUUACCCUCAACUAUACAUAAAAGGUGAGCUGGUUGGCGGCUCAGACAUAGUGAUGGAGAUGCACAAGAGUGGUGAGCUGGUUGGCGGCUCAGACAUAGUGAUGGAGAUGCACAAGAGUGGUGAGCUGAAGAAGGUUAUGUCUGAGAAAGGGGUUAUUCCAAAGGAAAGCCUGGAGGACAGAUUGAAGUCCCUGGUUUCCUCUGCACCGGUGAUGCUUUUAAUGAAGGGCACUCCAGAUGCUCCUCAUUGCGGCUUCAGUUCGAAGGUUGUGAACGCCUUGAAGAAGGAAGGGGUCAGCUUUGGGUCCUUCGACAUCUUAUCUGACGAGGAAGUUAGGCAAGGUUUGAAGACGUACUCCAACUGGCCUACCUUCCCCAGCUCUACUACAAAUUGGAGCUGAUUGGGGGAUGUGAUAUCGUUCUUGAGAUGGAGAAGAGCGGAGACCUGAAGUCAACCCUGUCAGAGUAGACACCUAGCUAGCAUUCUUGCUUCGCUGGCGUUUUUACCAUAUUGCCUGCAUUGGAUCACUCUACUCUGGUAUUCAUGCCAUUGUAUUCAUAGAUCCACGUUGGUACUUGUCUGCAGUACCACAUUGCUAGAAUUGUGACACAUCUGCAGAAGGAAUAACUCACGCUUGUUCGGUACUGAUUGCAUUGUUCUUAUAUCACCAGUUCUAUUGAACGGAUGGAAGCUUUUUUGUUCGGGUAUUGUCACGAUCUAUAGACGGAUGAAGUAAAAUAUUUCUAGAGUAUGUGUGUUCGUGUAA
Messenger RNA from Zea mays, 1116 nucleotides. RefSeq names its product monothiol glutaredoxin-S11-like. Bases 1 to 750 code for a protein of 249 amino acids. Gene Ontology annotation, cellular component: cytosol; nucleus. Gene Ontology annotation, biological process: intracellular iron ion homeostasis. NCBI's taxonomy places the organism in Eukaryota, Viridiplantae, Streptophyta, Magnoliopsida, Poales, Poaceae. The transcript is spliced from 2 exons. The record is from RefSeq and is a predicted model, not a curated record.